This is a messenger RNA of Tauraco erythrolophus (red-crested turaco), 955 nucleotides long. The record is from RefSeq and is a predicted model, not a curated record. Lineage: Eukaryota; Metazoa; Chordata; Aves; Musophagiformes; Musophagidae.
UGGGUUUCAGUUCCCCCAGUGCGGGGAAGUGACCUUCACGCUGAGAUUUCACUUCUGCAUGCCAGCAACGGGGGAAUUUGCAGUUGUCUGGCUGCAAACCCCUCGGGAGAAGGUGUUUGGGGUGGCACAGGGCAGGUCUGCGUGGGGCCGCAAAGCCGCCCUCUCCACACUCUCCAUCCUGGUGGCCCUGCUGAUCGCUGGCCAGGCUGUCACCAUCUACUUCGUCUACCAGCAGAGCGGGCAGAUCAGCAAGCUGACCAAGACCUCCCAGACCCUGCAGCUGGAGGCACUGCAGAGGAAGCUGCCUGCCAGUGCCAAGCCGGUGAACAAGAUGAAGAUGGCCAUGGCAAGCAGGCCCCUGGCCAUGAAGGUCCUGCCUCUCGCCCCCUCUGUAGGCAACAUGCCCUUGUGCUCACGCUGCCCCUUUGCCUUUUCUCUUGAGGACAUGAUCCCCACUAGCAACAAAACCGAGGACCAAGUGAAGCAGCUGCUCCUGCAAGGAGACCCCAUGAAGACGUUCCCAGACCUGAAGGACAACCUGAUGCGCAACCUGCAGAACCUGAAGAACACCAUGACUGAUACAGACUGGAAGUCCUUUGAAUCCUGGAUGCACAAGUGGCUGCUGUUUGAAAUGGCCAAGAACCCGCAGCCGGAGGAGCGUAAGGCGAUCCCAGCAGAGAAAGUGCAAACUAAGUGCCAGGUGGAGGCCAGUUUUGGGGGUGUCCAGCCUGGUCGCUUCCGCCCGCAGUGUGAUGAGAACGGCGACUACCUGCCCAAGCAGUGCAAUGCCUCCUCGGGCUACUGCUGGUGCUCCUACAAAAAUGGCACCAGGAUUGAGGGCACUGCCACUCGGGAAAAGCUGGACUGCCCUGAUGCUGCCAUAGAGCCGGAGGAGAUGUUCUUCUCUGGGGUGGGCAUGCAAAAGCUGGGUGCGAGUACGGAGAAAGCCAAGUAG